GUUUUCUGCCAUUAGACUUCCGCCUGGCUCUUAUUCAGCUUCAUGUAUCUGCUGUUAAAUCAGAUAACCUUCAACGAGCCUGUGGACUGGUGAGAGAAGCAUCAGCUAAAGGAGCAAAAGUUGUGGCUUUACCUGAAUGCUUUAAUUCUCCAUAUGGAACCCAAUACUUCAAGGAGUAUGCAGAGAAGAUCCCUGGGGAAUCGACACAAAAGCUCUCAGAAGUUGCAAAGGAGUGCAGCAUAUAUCUCGUUGGAGGAUCCAUUCCAGAAGAGGAUGGUGGAAAGCUGUAUAAUACAUGUACUGUCUUUGGGCCUGAUGGUGCUAUGUUGGCAAAGCAUAGGAAGGUGAACAACAGCUUAUUUCUUUCAAGGAAAAACAAAAAAGAGAAUGCAAGGUCACUUGGAACAAACGCGGUGGUGCAAAAUACCUCUGGGGUGCAGGUUCAUUUGUUUGACAUUAAUAUUCCGGGGAAGAUACAGUUCAAAGAGUCUGAAACGCUGAGUCCAGGGAAUAGUUUCUCCAUGUUUGAUACUCCAUACUGUAAAGUGGGCCUGGGCAUCUGCUAUGAUAUCAGAUUUGCUGAGAUGGCUCAAAUCUACGGACAGAAAGGUUGCCAGCUGCUGAUAUAUCCAGGGGCUUUUAACCUGACAACAGGACCAGCUCAUUGGGAACUGCUACAAAGGGGACGAGCUGUUGAUAAUCAAGUCUACGUAGCUACUGUAUCUCCUGCUAGAGACGAAAAAGCAUCCUAUGUUGCCUGGGGACACAGCACUGUAGUAAAUCCAUGGGGUGAAGUCAUAGCCAAAGCUGGGGCUGAGGAAACAGUUAUAUACACAGAUAUAGAUCUGAAGAAACUCGCAGAAGUACGUCAACAAAUUCCUAUUUUAAGCCAGAAGCGUUGUGAUCUCUAUGGCAGAGAGAUGAAAAAGUGAAGCUGGGUGAACUGGGAAGGUUCAGUUGGCACAAUGGCUGCCGCUUUCAUCUUCGGAAGGAUUCCCUUACUAGUUGCUCCAGAAGCUACUGCUAGAUGUGCCAGUUAAUUUAAAAAACAACUUGGUGGUGUAAUUCUAAAAUUGAUUCAAGUACCGCUUUUAUAUCUCCUCUCAUACUUCAGUAUUUUAUAGUAUUUUACAGCUAGGAUUAAGAUGGAGCUGGAAUCAGUUCAACACAGUAGUAGUUAACAUUGCUUUUUAUGCAUCACAGUGUUUUAGUUACCUUUUUGGGGCUUUUUUUGUAGAACAUAAAAAUGGGAACUUUGUUCUCUCUGGAAAUUUGCUGAAGUCAGCUUUGGUAUUAUGAAUUUUUCAGUGAAUUACGAGAUAAUCCAGAAGCAUGAUUCUUCCACUUCUGUCCUUCUUAGUUGUGUGUGCCUCAACAAAGCUCAUUGAAUGCUCAACUUCUAACUUGGAAAGCUCAAAAUUUAACACGCUAAGCAAAACAGGCCAAAUUCUGCUCUGUACUACUUAGGGACAAUGCAAGAAGCUGCCAGACAGAACUACUACUGCAGUAGAAUCUGUAACAGGUUUUGGUUCGUGUGUCUUGCCUGAAAUAUAUGUAUUAACUUCUCCUUACUGCAAUUCCUGUUUAUUGCUGAAGUGAUGCAGGUUACUGUUUUGUUAAAGCAAUUCACAUGUCGCCACCCCUUUGCGCUAUCCACUGCUUCCUUAAUACAGUGUCUGAACGGGCUUCAGUUCUGCUGCCUGGCAGUCCUCCCCUGAAAAGACUGAGAGGAGGCAGUCAAAAGGGUUAGAAAACUUGUUGCACCGAUUAAGUCUUUCUGCCCACAGUCUCCCAGAAGACAGGUACUAGAAUUGCUCAGUGUUUAAAUGCAUUACUGCUACCAAAGGCCAACUCCCAUCGGCUGCAAGGGAAACAGUCCUUCAGCAAGAGCAAUAAGUAAGACACUAACAAGCCGAUUAUUAAAGAUGGCUUUAAAAUACUUAAAACCAGCCUAACAUUGUGUAGUCAUCUUGGGUUUUUUUUUUCUGAGAAGGAAGACACUUUUGUAUUUCUAAUGUAAAAAGCUAAGAAUUUGCAAAUGGCAUUUUUUUUUUCCUUCUUGGGAUGAAAAUCAGAAGCAACUGUAACUAUCCAGCCUUUACCACUAGGCUUUUAGUUUUCCAGAAGCAAAAAUGAUAAAGCAAUAAGGCUAAAGGAGAUUUCAAAAUACAAAAAUGGGAGGAGAGGUUUUUGUCUUGGUCUAGCUAGCCACCAGUUUCCCCCAAAACCACUUUACCUUUUUAUUCGUGUUUA
Messenger RNA from Pygoscelis adeliae (Adelie penguin), 2253 nucleotides. RefSeq names its product nitrilase family, member 2 (gene NIT2). Gene Ontology annotation, biological process: L-glutamine metabolic process; oxaloacetate metabolic process. The transcript is spliced from 10 exons. NCBI's taxonomy places the organism in Eukaryota, Metazoa, Chordata, Aves, Sphenisciformes, Spheniscidae. Gene Ontology annotation, molecular function: omega-amidase activity. Bases 324 to 932 code for a protein of 202 amino acids. Gene Ontology annotation, cellular component: mitochondrion. The record is from RefSeq and is a predicted model, not a curated record.